Molecule: messenger RNA, 3833 nt
Organism: Talpa occidentalis (Iberian mole)
Lineage: Eukaryota; Metazoa; Chordata; Mammalia; Eulipotyphla; Talpidae
Gene: HAUS3
Product: HAUS augmin like complex subunit 3
Exons: 4
Coding region: 1-1785 (594 amino acids)
Biological process (GO): spindle assembly; centrosome cycle
Cellular component (GO): centrosome; HAUS complex; mitotic spindle
Source: RefSeq, a predicted model, not a curated record
AUGAGCGGCGGGAGCGAGUUCGUGGAGACGCUGCGGGCCCUGCGCUACCCCGGCGCCGGCCGGCUCUGCGCGGCGGACUUCGACUGGCUGUUCGAGGCGGCCGAGGACGCGGCCUUCCUGCGCUGGUUCUGCGGGCGCGUGGGCGCGCGGAGCGCGCUGUCGGGGGCGGAGCUGCGGGCCUUCGGCGCCCUGCGCGCGGCGGGCCAGCCGGUGCUGGAGGGGGCGGCGCUGGACGCGGCGCUGCGGGCCUGCGGGGCGCCGGGGCCGGGCGCGCGGGCCGUGCGGGCCGGGGAGCUGGCGGCCCUGGAGGAGCAGGCCCGGGCCCUGCAGAGCCUGAGGAGCCUGAAGCUGCAGCGGCGCAACCGGAGCCAGCUGCUGGCGGCCGCCGCCGCGCCCCGGGCCGCGCGGCUCGGCGCCCAGGAGGAGGCCGCGGCGGGGACGCUGAGGCGCGGCCGGGCCGCUGCGCAGGCCGCGAGGGCCGGGGUCGGCCGCGAGCUGCGGGGCGUCGCCGACGCGGUGGCGCGGCUCGGGCCGCUCUGGAGGCCGGCGGACGCGGGCCCGCGCGCGCUCUUCUCGCAGCUCUCGCUGGAGCGGUUCCUCGGCCAGGAGGAGCGGAGCACGGCCGCGCUCUCCGCCUACGCCCAGCGCCGCCUCCUCCCGGGCGCGCGGCAGGCGGCGGGGCGCGGCGGCGGCGGGGAGAGCGGCCGGCCCCCGGCCCCGCGGGCCCCCGACGAGCGCCGGCGGGAGAUGGCGCGGCUGCGCCUGGCCUGCGUCUGCGCCCAGCACCAGCUCGCGCGCCUGGAGGCCGGCGCCCGGGGCCUGCGGGCGCGCGUCGAGUGGGCGGAGGCGACGCUCGCUGCUCUCGCCGCGCAGGCCGCCGGCGAGGAUGCUCUGGACACAGACGUUUCCAGCCUCAGCCGCGAGGUUGUCAGCCUUGAGGACGAGCUCGCUCGCGUGGAGCGCGCGCGGCUGCCCGCGGUGGCGAAGGAGAGCGCCCGGUGCCUCGACGUGCCGGUCGCGAGGGGCGACGCCGACCUGCAGCUGGCGGAGCAGGACGCCUCCACAGCCACCCAGGAGUUCGUCCUGAGUCAGCUGAUCAAGCAGAAGGCCUCGUUUGAGCUUCUACAGCUGUCCUUUGAAGUAGAAUUGAGGAAACACGGGGACAUAAAUCGGCAACUUGAAAAUUUGGUUCAAGAGCUUAGUCAGAGCACUGCGGCGCUGCGCCGCCGCGUGGACCUGCUGGCCGACGCGGCAGGGUGGCGGCAGGCAAGCCCGAGGGAUGCCAUCGAGGCCAAGGAUUAUUCUGCCCACAGGCUUUCCGAGCUUUUAGAAGGAGAAAAUAAGAAAAAAGAAUUAUUUAUGACCCAUGGAAACCUAGAGAAAGCGGCUCAGAAAUUAAAACAGGCUGUUUCUUUAGCACAAAAUCAAUUGGAAAUCUCUACUCGUGAACAUUCUUCCUUUCUUUCCAAGCUGAAUAAUGAUGUGGACAUGCUUUGUGAUGCUUUGUAUCAAGGAGGAAAGCAGCUUUUGCUUAGUAAUCAGGAGUUAACGGAGCAAUUUCAUCAAGUUGAGUCACAGCUGAAUAAGCUCAAUCAUCUUUUUACUGAUGUUCUUGCUGAUGUGAAAACAAAGAGAAAAAUGUUGGAAUCUAAUAAGCUCCUUCAAAUGGAAAGAAAAUUAUAUGUAUAUUUCUUAAAAGAUGAAAAUUACCUGAAAGAUAUUGUGGAAAAUUUAGAAAAUCAGUCAAAGAUUAAGACCAUUGGUCUAGAAAUUACUAAAAACUGAGUCUUCACUACUUGUACUGUGUUAUAAAGUUUUAUAUACUAGGAGGAUACAAAUAAUAAAUACUACUAAAGUGAAGUAUUCUAUCAGCUGUUUUUUCCUUACAUAACAUAACAUUUGUUCGAAGUACCAGUGCUUUUUAUGAGUUGAUCAUUUGCUUGGAGGUACAUAGUUCUGAUAACUUAGAGAGUAAAAAACUUUAUAUAGUGCAAGUAUUUUUUAAUGCAAUUUAGCUAUAUCUCUCUUCUUUAUACAAUAGCUAUUUAUACUAGGUUUUUUAAAUUCAUGUUUCUACUGUUACAUGUUUUAAAAAUUUGUGGAACUUUGAAUCAGGAUUAUUAAAGGUUACCUUAAUAUGGAAUAGCCAGAUACUUUGACUAUAAAGUAAAAUACUGCCACUCAAACUGUUUUCCCCCAUAAUUCUUACUCUAAGAUUUGAGACUGUUUUAAUGUUCCUAUUUAAACCACAAAGAAUGUCAGAGCUCAAUUAACCAUUGUUCAUUUUAGAAACUGGAUCUUGGGGACUGAAAAUUUCUGCAAGGUAGAUCUCAACAGUGCUUUGACUUUAGUCAAAGUGCUUAGACUUUAGACUUACACAUUACAAAUGACUUUAAAAUGAAAUUUUACAACUAUGUAGAAGUGCUUGCUUACAAGAUGUAUGAUGCAAUUUUAAUUAGUUUCUUGGAGUGAAAAUACUUGAGUGAUGGUUGUAUUAAUUGGGAUAGAAGUAUAGUAUUUGGUUAAAUAGAAAUUGUUUUAAGAGUUGAUAUACAAUAAUUUAAAGUAAUUUAUCAGUCAUUACAUCAAAUGCUUCCUGAGUUCACUUGUGGCCUUGUAUUACCUAUCAUGUAAGCUUUGAUAGAGGACAGAAAAGACAUAGAAUAUUCCUGCUCCAAGAAUAUGUCACCUGCUUUUUUUUUUUUUGGGUGGGACCCUCACCAGCGGCCGGGGAAUGAACCGGCGCUGCAGAGGCUGCAGGCAGCCCCGCAGCCCAGCGCUCAACCGCUGCGCUACCAGGGGAGGCCCCGUUAGCUGCUUUUAAUAUGAAAUGGCAGUCUGAACUUCAAGUGGUCCAUGGGCUUUUCCAGCUAUAAUGAUCAGAAAAUGGGUAUGAGAUGAAGUGUCAGAUGAGCCUUGUUCGUUUUUGUAAUCCAUUGAACAAAAUUUUUUUUUAAAGAUUGAUUUAUUUAUGCAUACAAGAACUGGGGUAUAGGCCAGAGGUGUGUGGGGGCGGGGUGAGAGGACUCACCAGAGACAGAGUGGGCAGACUGACCAAAAUAUACUGCUGAGGGGAGCGGCGGGGAGACAGGAGAGGUCUGCUGUGGCAUUUGGGUCACCUCCCUAGCCAGGGCUCGAACUCGCGCUGUAGUGGCUGCAGAUAGCUUCAUAGGUUGCCUCUCAACCCCUUGCGCCACCAGGGAGGCCCUGAACAAAAUAUUUUUUGUUCAUUACUGUUAUUUGUACAUUUAUUCAAAAUUUUAUAUUAAGUAGAUCUUAACUUGACAAUUUUGUAGCAGUAAAUUUUGCUGUCAGUUCCUCAAGGAUGAUUUUUCCUUUUUUUUUUUUCCCUCAUCUACCUUGGAAUAAUUUAUUUUAAAAUUUUCUCCAAUAAUGUGGUGUUUUUGCUCAUGGUAACAAAUUCUGUGUAAAGUAAUGCCAUAUAUUAAUGUAUCACCAACUGUUUGUGAUUUCUACUGUCCCAUGCCUUCACCCACUCAAACCCGGGGCCACUGUGGAGCCGUGGCCAAAGUCGGUCAAAACAUUUUUUAUUACAUUUGUAUAUUAGAUUAUAGCAGCUGUUUUUCAAAUUUCAGGAAGUGUUUGAGUAGAUUACUUGUUUCAAAAUCAGUUAACUAGAAGAUAACUCUCUACUUUGUUUCUUUUUUACCAUAAUACCACAAUUGUUUUGUUUUCCUUUUUUGUCUUACCUCAUAAUUGAUAGUUAUUUCAUUCAAUUACCAAUAUAGUAUCAAUUUUUAUGAAAGUCUCAGUACAUAAAAAGUUUCAAAUAAUCUGUUUUGAAAUCUUAAUAUAUGGGUAUUAUGUUUCUC